Molecule: messenger RNA, 1423 nt
Organism: Caenorhabditis auriculariae
Lineage: Eukaryota; Metazoa; Nematoda; Chromadorea; Rhabditida; Rhabditidae
Source: the annotation of a GenBank genome assembly
AUGCUUGGAGAGGUUUGUACAUAUUUUAUUUGAUUUGAUAACCUAAAAAAAGUUGAGAAAUUAAAAAAAGGACUUUGAAUAGGAUUAUAAUCUCUGUUGGAUUCUUGACGAUGUAUCUUCUGAUUUUUCUGAUAUUUUUAAUGAGUUUUUCCUUUUUUUCUCGAAUCGGAACUUUUUCUUAAAAAGAUAUGAAUAACCUAAUUUUUGAACUGUUCAAAUAUCCUCUCAAAAAAACUUUUUCGUUAAUUUUUUUCUGAAAAAUCGGCCAGAUUAUGAAAAAAAGAAAUGCUUUUUAAAAUAAGCCUUCAAACUUAUAUAUAAUAUACUUAUUGCAAAGGAGGUCACAACCGCAGCUUUUCGAAUUAUUUUUGCUUUUUUUCGUUUUUUUUUUCCUUUGUAAAUUUGAAAAUUUUCACAUUUUCAUUCCUACAAAAUCCAACUUUAACCGAAUCUUUUUUUUUCUAUAACUUUUCAUGACUUUUCUUUUUUUUUUGUUUGAAACUGUAUUAUAAUUUUUUCAUCGAGCUCUCAAACCAAUCCUUCUCAUUUCAUGUUCCAAUAUGCUCUCUUAAGAUCUGUCAAAAUCAAGACAACUUUUUCCAGAUGUCCGAGCUGAAAACCUACGUGAUUAUCGCCCUAUCGGCAGUCCUGUUCCUGUUGGCGAUGUGUAUUUUGGAUGCAUUUUCUCAAAAAACGUCUCUAGUCGACUCGGGAAUCACUUCGAGGUCUGAACUGACCAGAGCCGAUCGAUUAUUCGACCCGCUUAGCGGUCUACGAAGUGUCAACGAUGUGGAUUUGAAGAAAGAGAGAGGUUUGUUCUAGUUUUAAUUCUGAAGGGAAUCUCAAAAAAAAAUUUGAAAUUUUCUCCAUCUUAAAUUCUACAAGCUUAAGUCGCUGAUUUUGUUCACUUGCAUCCCAAAAUUAAUAAUAGGAAUAUGCAAAGUCGGAAUUCUGUUCGCAUUAAUUUUUCCUAAACGGGUGGCAACGGUUCCUUUUUACUGCCUUUUUCCGUCCUUUCAUCAGCCUUCAUCCUCCCUUUUUGGACCCUUUUGAGAUUUUUUUGUUAUCCUGCCUUCUCAAAGCCUUUCUUCACCCUUUUUGCACCCUUUUUGAGGCUUUUUAGCCCACCAAGAAAGGCUCAAUAAUGGCCGCAAAACGGAACCCUCUUAGCGGCCAUUUUGUAGUCAAUCCCUUUGUGCAUCCAUUUUCCGCACUUGAUCUCAUGUUUUUCAAAAAAACCGGUACACUUGGUACGAUUAAAUGAAAGCCGGAUGGGUUACAAAUUUUUCUAAAAAAAUUAAUGAAAAAAAAAGAAAAAUUCUAGCAGAAUUAUAGAAAUAAAAAAAUUGUUUCAGAGCUGGUUCUACGAUCGCAAUUCGAAAAAAAUUCCAAAUCGCUUAUUCGGAAGAGCACGCAUUCAUGA